Molecule: messenger RNA, 281 nt
Organism: Plectropomus leopardus (leopard coralgrouper)
Lineage: Eukaryota; Metazoa; Chordata; Actinopteri; Perciformes; Serranidae
Source: RefSeq, a predicted model, not a curated record
GAACUUGCGUGAGGCCAGAGACAAUGCAGUGCUGGAGAGGGACAGAGCUGUGGCUGCAGAGAGAGACACUCAGUCCAGAUAUGACCAACUACUGGAACAGUUUCGGCAGCUCCAGCUGGGAACCGACAGCCGGGUAGCAGAGCUGUCUAACCAGGCCAAGCUGCACUCCUUCGAAGCUGAGCGCGCUCAGAUGGUUAAGGACGAAACGGCUAAGGCCCUGGCUCAGUGCCAGGUGGAGUGUGAGAAACAGCAAAAGAAAUUGGAGGUACUCGAAACAUGAA